Owenia fusiformis is the source of this 4458-nucleotide messenger RNA. NCBI's taxonomy places the organism in Eukaryota, Metazoa, Annelida, Polychaeta, Sabellida, Oweniidae. The record is from the annotation of a GenBank genome assembly.
AUGCAUAGAUUUCUCAUGGCUCUUGUCAUCUGUGUGUUCCAGGAGUUCUGCUUGUUUGCUGUCGUUGGACUAUGUUCUGACUUCUUCCUACAAAUGGUUUUCUUUGCUACUGUGCUAUCUAUUGACAUUCGACGCAUGGAGUUAUCCGACCUUCAACACAAUCAGAGUAUGGCCAGCUUACAUGACGUCCCAUCAGGGUUUGCAAUACCCGUCAACCCAGUCAGAUGUCCUGUCAUGGCAUUAUCGCCAUCUAUGGGUCCUAAGAAGAAAUCGAAAGCAAGCUUGAAGGUCCAGCCCAUAGAAAUAAACAUGGACAUGACCGCAGGUGGUGCCCCUCCCUCACCCACUCUGACCCCAGAGGAUGGAAAUGAUCCAACUGUUAAAAAGCCUAAACGAUUAAGGCUCAUUUUCUUCUGGGCUAGGACUAGAAUGGUGCAAAGAGCAAUUAUGGUUUGCACAGUGAUCUGGAUCACCCUUAUAGUCUACAAAUCAGGCCUAGUUGAACAUAUCAUACAAAUCAGCUACUCUAGUGCAGCAGACAACACAUCCAUCCUCCACUCUACAAUACUUAAGUUCAUACAGCAGCCCACCCUAGAUGGUCUCAAGGGGGAAGUAGAUGCAGCAGAGACUGUGGCUAAGUUCACUCACAAGGACACUUUACUAGUAAAGCAUGAGGACUAUGAAACCUGGAAGAAAUUGUCCUAUAUGCAUUGGCCAACACUGUUUGGCUACUAUAAUAUUUCACUUGCUGGAAGAUACAUCAGCAUCUUGCCCUCCAUUCAUCUCUCAGAUCUCAUCAACCCCAAUGAUGCUAUUUCACUCCGCCACCCAGAGGAGAGUAAACUAGCUACUUUAAAGCGCGAGUUGGAGGAAAGUGACCCCAACUCAACCCAAGGCUGGCCAACCCACCUAAAUCAUCUCAACCCUAAACGCCUUUACCCUCAAUCCCAAACUGAGGCUGGCGUGACAUUUGUUUUAGUAUUUACGACAGUUGUCGUAGUGACUUAUUUCAUGUCUUGGCUAUAUAGAUGUAUGUGUUCACGUAAUUAUGCCAAAUGGCGAACAUCAUGGACAAGGUUAAAGCGCAGUAAGAGAAAAUCAUCACAGUAUGUAAAACAAAUUAUUGAUACGCUUCCAUUGGUGCUUGAGGGACAUAAACAGGAAGUUGAAUGCCUCGUAACGGAUGGUCCGCUUAUUGUCAGUGCAUGCCUUGGGGGUCAGAUUAGAGUAUGGGACUCUACAUCUGGGGAAUGCCUCACUGCUAUACCAAGAAAAUGCAUAACCCCACCAUUACGCAGGAAACCUUGUGUUGGACGCAACAUCAAUGACAGUGAUGCAGAUCUCUACGCAGAGUAUCACGGCUCUCCACCCACGUCUGACAUCACACAACCUCAGCUUAGCACUGCCAGUAGCAUGGAGGAAAUUGACCCCUUCGAAACAUUCAAUCAACAAUCACCAAGUAUACACAAUGAUAUAUUUGAGCAUCUUCCUGAUCUCUCAGAUACAAUAGACACCGAUUUUAUGUCAAUAAGUAAAAAUAGUAAUUCAUCAAAUAGAAGUGCUCAUUCAGUAGAUUCAUGGACUACUAGUGCCCCCUAUCAACAUGACUCAAGAACUAAGCCCCAGCAGAGGGCAGGCUUUCAGAAACAUGCUAGGAAUGUUUCCUGGGAUUCUGGGUUCAAUAAAUACAUGGCUGCAGACUCUAGUUCAAUGGAUACACCAAGCCAAGUAAAGUUCAAUAUUGGGAGUGCCCCAGAUUACACUCCCCACCCCUGGGACAACUCCCAGAAUUUACGUCGUUUUUCACAAGACUCAAGAAGUGGCUUUGAUUUUAGCCAUUUUGAUAAAUAUUACGAGGACCAUAAGGAAUUAAUGAGGGAAAAGCAAGCAUAUGAGGCACAUAAAGUUGCAUUGAGACAAAGGAAUGUGGGACCACAUGGGGAUGGCAAAUCUCCUCAACUUACAUCAAAUAGGAAAAGCUGGCAUGGAGGGGAGCAGGAGAGCCUUGAAGACUACUAUGAAGAGUCUCUAUCUGAUGGCAAAUCUUGUGCAGCCAUAUGGUGUGUUGCCUGUACAGACAAUCUCAUAAUUGCGGGUUGUGGCAAUGGACGCAUAGAAUUCUGGGAUGGCCUCACAGGCACCUUAAAGUGUCUGUAUCAACACAACAAAGUUGGUGCUACUAGUAUAUGCUUUAUUGCUAACAGAGUGAUAGUUGCUAGACUGAAUGGAGGAAUAGACUUCCUUGAACUUGAAACGUUCCAAAAAUCUCCUGUGGUUACUAUGGCAGCAUCAGCAUCGCAACCCCCAAAGUUACAUAACAGAGGUCACCAGAGACACCACAGUUUGCAUUUGUCUGGGGCUGAGUUGAAGUGUUGGGAUGAUGUGAUACAUUGUAAUCUGAUCACUGCCACCAGAGCCCAUCAGAGACCCAUCAACAUCCUGCAGUCUGAGGGUGGACGUGUGGUUACUGCCAGUGAGGACCAUACACUCAAGGUUUUUCGGCUAGAGGACUCUCAGUGCUUGUACACACUACAUGGUCAUGGUAGCAGUGUCACUGCCCUCUAUCUUGACAAGGGAGCUCCGUUGGCUGCUGCGAGUGGUUCAAAUGAUGGCUGUGUAAGGCUAUGGGAUCUCCUCACAGGAGCCUGUGUACACAAGUUGAAUGCCCAUAGCACCACCGUGAAUUCUAUAAGCUGCACACCUGUCUAUGUGAUUAGCUCAGGCCAGGAUGAUAGGCUCUGUAUCUGGGAGAGAUGUAAAGGUCUUCUCAUGUACUGUUUACAGUUGGAUGCUGGUUGUUGUAAUGCAGUUGCUAUGAUGACCAGUAACCUCCUUGUCACAGGUGGACAGGGCUGUAUAUUACUAUGGGAUGUGUCAAAAGGUGAAGUUUUGAGGACAGUGAACUUAAAUAGUGAGGACUCGAGUGUAUUUGUACGUUGGAUAGAGGUGAUUGGCAAUGCUGUUGUAGUCUGUGGAUACAGCCACCAAGUGCAAGUGGUGCAUUUCCCCUCUGUUUUGGAGAAAGUUGACUAGUCAGGAUGAGAAUGUUGUAAGCUGGAUAGAGGUGGAUAGCAAGGUAAAGGCAGACUUGUGGAGAAAGCUGACUGAUUCUCAAGACUAGAAAACUUGCAAUGUAAAAUAUAUGCAGUGUAGAAAGUGCCAAGCUUUAGAUCUGUCAAAAUGGACCAAAAGUGGAUAGAAAUCAGAAGAAUCAGACAUAGCGACAUGAACUUUUAAGGCUCAUGUGAUACUUGGGUUUGGGUGAAUAGGGAUAUUGAAAUUGUUAUCCUUUUAGUUGCCUAUAUGCACAAGCUGAAUAGGAAAGUGGUUUAUUUUACUUUGUGAGUGCAAUACAUCAUUAAAUGGCACAAUUAAUACUAAAACUACCCGUUAGAAGUGUUCACUGCUUUACUAGUAUUAAAUAGAAUCUUGAUCAUUGUUUAAACUUAUAAUCUAGAAACAUGAUUUUUGAAACAUUGAAAAAAUUCUUUAUUUGCAUUUAGUCUUGCAAUGUAACAGAAAAAAACAAAUUUUAGAAGUCACAGUAGAAUAUUUGUUGAAGUGGUUUAGAGUUCAUAAUUAAAGGACUGAUAUCUGUAAUUCUCAUUUUAAAUAACUCUACAAUAUUUUAAUUAGUGAUAUGUAGGUUUUGUAACGAAUUGACUUGGACAUGAACUUUCUGCAUAUACAACUUGAAAUAAAUCAUUCAUGAAGUGUAAAUUACAUAUCAUUAUAAAUUAAAAAUAUUUAAGGGUUAUUUAGGGUAAGAAUUCAAGCUAUUAGCCCUUGAGGUAUGAAGUCAAAACUACUCCUUGCUAGUCUGUAUGUACAAACGAUCUCACUAUAAUUGAAAUGUAGAAGUGGUAUAGCACAUGUAUUACCAUUGCCAUAUUUGCAUGUCAUUUCAUGAGCAAGGAGCUACUACAUUUAAAAUAUGGCAAACAAAAGUGUCGUCUUAUUUAAUGUACAUUCAAAAUGUAAUGUAAAAUACAGUAGAUAUUGUACAUAAAUGUCAAUUGUUUUAUUCAAUGUGCAUUCAAAAUGAACUGUAAAUAUAAAAUAUUGGAGACAAUGUACAUGGAGAUGUGGGUCAAUAUUAGAGAUAACAUUGAGGUAAUGUCAAUGUCAGAUGAGACAUAUUGUAUUGUUAAUUCAUUGUAUUACAAUAAGCACAUGUUGUACUAAAUAAUGCAUUGUAGUAAACAUCUUAUCCAAUAUAGGCAGUAGAAUAUGUAAACUUUAUCCCACCAUAAGUGCUUUAUAUCUAGUUGUACUUGUAUAACAGCAUUGUUGAACUUCCAGAAUUGGACAAAAAGUUCUUAAGGAUUCCAAUGAAGGUAUCAAAAAGGAAAUGUCAAAAGAUUCAUUGAAGAGCGAAAAAAGAUGUAAGACCCGGAUGAACACUGAUUUUCUUUGAGGAAAAAUGAAAUAAAUAUGGAAAACAAUUAAACAUUCCAA